AUCCUGCUGGGGCUUGUGGUUCUCACCUUGUGCUCUUUCUCUUCCAGGAGUAUCUUACCUUUGAGUAACUGCCCCCAGGUACCGUGCUGCAGGCACAUUGUUCCAGGGCCUCUGUGGUGCUCCGAUGCCCCUCACCCACUGUCGAAGAUCCCCGGUGGGCGAGGGGUUGGCAGGGAUCCUUCUCUCUCAGCUUUGAUAUAUAAGGAUGAGAAGCUCACUGUUAACCAAGAUCUUCCAGUGCAUGAUGGGAAACCACAUAUUGUCCACUUCCAGUACAAAGUUACGGAAGUAAAGAUCUCCUCCUGGGAUGCAGUGCUAUCCAAUCAGAGUCUUUUUGUGGAAAUCCCUGAUGGCUUAUUAGCUGAUGGGAGCAAAGAAGGAUUAUUAGCGCUGUUAGAAUUUGCUGAAGAGAAAAUGAAAGCAAGUUAUGUCUUUAUUUGCUUUCGAAAAAGCAGAGAAGACAGAGCUCCGUUACUGAAGACAUUCAGUUUUUUGGGUUUUGAAAUUGUGAGGCCUGGUCAUCCUUGUGUCCCAUCAAGGCCAGAUGUGUUGUUCAUGGUAUACCCCCUGGAUCAGGUCUCUUCUGAUGAUGAUUAGACCUAGUGCAGCAUUUCAGUGGGGCCUGGACAUGCUUCAAGGACGAGAGGGGGCUAAAACGCCUCUUCUGAGGAAAGGGAAAACAAAAUUCUUCUGGACUGAAACUGCAUUUCUUAUUGUUAGAGUGACCUGUAUAUCUUCUGAGUUGACUUUUCCAUUGAAAUGUGUUACCUAGCGAAUAAUAUAAAGUCUGCACAUGUAAUUGCACAAUAGUAAAUGGAAGGUAAAUGGAGCUCUGUGGCCCGCUUUAAGCCUAGUGGAGACAUCCUGUCCAGCCACUUGGUGGCUGUGGAGCCCACAGAUGAAGAGAGGGAAAAGCCUCAAUUACUUGUUACAUUCAUGUUGGGCUAUCUAUUAAUUUGGUUAUUUGGCUUUCAUUUUAAAUGCAUAUUUAUAUGUUCACUCAGACUCUUAAGCAGGGGAAUGUUUUGAGUGUGGAAAUAUGAGGAACAUUAGCAUUUUUUGGCAAACAGAUGAUGGUACCACUGGGUAAUCAAUACUCUGGGGUUCUGAGAAACUGUCCUCUUUCUGGCUUUUUUAUUAGGCUAGUAUUAACUCUGCAUUAGUGCAACUUCAUUUAAAAGAGGGGAGCGAAACAAACGUGUGAAUCUGGCCUUGCUUCUGAGAGAACCUGAACUGCAUCACCGUCCCUCUCAAAAGGAUCAGGGCAGCCUUGUGUCCAACACAGUAUCGUAUGGCAAAAUGGGGACAGGGCCAGUCAAAUCAAGCCUUCCUUUCCUUUAGGAGGAAAUGUCAAGUCCACACCUCUGUUACUUACAAAGUCUAUGGAUUACAGGAUCUUUAUAGGCAACUUAAUUUAACAAUUAGUCUUCAAUCUAUGCAUUCUCAAAAUGCACUGGAAACUUUCCCUAAAAGUAAUUCACAUGAUUGGAAUUUCAUGCCCUCCUCCCUUCAAACGCCUCCUCUGGCUAUUAGAUUACUGCUAUCCUGCUCACCUUUAACAGCCAGUUCCUUCAAACUUCAUUCACAAUACUAAAACUCUUCUUGUCUAUUUACUGAUGUUAUUCAAAGCACUUUUCACUUCGAGGCAUUAAUUUUAAUCUUCUGCCUCAUCAGUGCAAAAUACAAGCUGCCUGACUAUCACAGAAGGGAAACCCUACAUAGCCUAUGGGGGCAUGAUAAGCUUCCUCUUUGGUCAGAUAGUUGCAAUUUCUGCUUAGCUUCCAGUUACAGAUUGUGGGUAUCUUGAUUUGUCUCGCUAAGCUUUAGGACAAAAAUGAGCAGUUAUUUUUUAGCCUUACCAUUAAGGGUCUGUUGAUUGGAGGAGGGGACUAUCUAAUUCCAGACUCUUGGCAGGUUUUUGGGGAAAAAAGCAACAUAGGACUGAUGCCAUGGAGAUAAAAUAAAACUAUCUGUGUCCUCUCACAAUUUUCACUUGUAAAAUGUUAGAUCUCACAACUGUAGGCUUGAAUAUUAGCCAUACGCUGAAAAUUUAUUGGGCUGACAACUGGCACUAUUAAUAUUGGAAGGGAAGAUCCAACUUCUUACAUAGGUUUAUGAUUUAGGGUUACCUGGCUGUUUGAUAAGCAAUUUCAUCUGCACUGUCUAGUUAAUGGAAAACUUGUGACAUGAGAGAAUCAGCAUCUCCUUUACCAAAGAGCUGUAUGCCACUUGGACAGACUACCACUAGGUAAAACUGGGUUCUACAUUCACCAUACUUUUUAUAAUCUAGGCGGAUAUGGCUACUUAAAUUUCUUAAACUGUAUUUAGACAAUUUUCAAAUGUGUUACCCCUGCAAGUUAGGACAUCUAAAAUGGAGCCUAACCAUUUGAAAUGAGUUCUGCUUGCUUUAUUGGGUGUGCUUUGUCUUUGGUUGCUUUGAAUGAUACAUAAAACCAACAAUAUGACUACUGUUUGUGGAAACAAGCAUAGGCCAGCUAGAUCCUGAAUUACAUUGGCCUCUUAAUUUUAAAAUGUAUGUGCUUAUCAAUUUUCAGAGUUCUACCCAAUAUAAAAGAAUUGUGGCCUUUUUAAUUUAA
Python bivittatus (Burmese python) is the source of this 2597-nucleotide messenger RNA. The record is from RefSeq and is a predicted model, not a curated record. NCBI's taxonomy places the organism in Eukaryota, Metazoa, Chordata, Lepidosauria, Squamata, Pythonidae.